Cydia amplana is the source of this 2251-nucleotide messenger RNA. It is a transcript of the gene Sox15, whose product is annotated as transcription factor Sox-17-alpha-A. Gene Ontology annotation, biological process: cell differentiation; anatomical structure morphogenesis; regulation of DNA-templated transcription. The record is from RefSeq and is a predicted model, not a curated record. The transcript has 3 exons. NCBI's taxonomy places the organism in Eukaryota, Metazoa, Arthropoda, Insecta, Lepidoptera, Tortricidae. Gene Ontology annotation, molecular function: RNA polymerase II cis-regulatory region sequence-specific DNA binding; DNA-binding transcription factor activity, RNA polymerase II-specific. The coding region runs from base 114 to 1808 and encodes 564 amino acids.
ACAUGGGACGGCCACUAGUGACGUGACAUACGCGAUGCAACGCGUCUCCGUGACGCAGUUAUCGACCGUCGAACUAGUGUAGUGUUCCAUCGAUACGUCUGGUUAUACCACGAAUGAACACCCUAAUGCUGACAACAACUGGAUCGGUAGACGAUCAGCCUUUGGACAGCAACAUGUCAUUUUCAUCAUACAAUAUGAUGGACUCCGGUGGCGCCAUCGACUCCCCUCCAACCUACCAUCGAAGCUACGAGCAAUACGUCCAAGGCGGCGUCGAGAACAGCACCGACUCCACCCAAGAACAAACCAGCCCUGAACUAGUCGUCUGGUCUACCCUACCCUACGGCCUAGACUACAGAACGCAAUACGACUACAGGCCUUAUGAGACUAGAGACUAUUCUCCGCAGCAGUACGUUAGGGCGCCAUUUGCGACGAAGAUGGGGCAGUCGAAGGCGCUCAAGGAGGCGAGGAUACGGAGACCUAUGAAUGCUUUUAUGGUGUGGGCGAAGGUGGAGAGGAAGAAACUGGCUGAUGAGAAUCCGGAUCUGCAUAAUGCGGAUUUAAGUAAAAUGCUAGGUAAAAAAUGGCGCUCGCUGACUCCGCAAGACCGACGGCCGUUUGUAGAAGAGGCCGAGAGGCUCCGAGUCAUCCACAUGACGGAGCACCCCAACUACAAGUACCGGCCGCGGCGACGGAAGCAGAACAAGACGCGGCCCAACCAGCCCGCGCCCCCCGCCAGCGCGCCCCCCACCUCCGCCGCCCUCGGCUCCCCCUACGCCGCCGCGACCGACUCGCCCGACGCACGCUUCUCCCACAACCCGGGCGCCGGCUUCUCGCCUUACAGAACCUCCCCCCUCGCCUCAGACUACCAGUCCAACCAGUUCAACGGCCACGUCCAAACUCCAGAGUCUUCCCCGGCGAGGUCGCCCGAACCACAGGGACGGAGGAGCGCCCCGGCCGAAGCCCCGCUCCCCACCCCCGACGCGUCACCAGUAGAAAACGAGAAAGAGAACUUCCAGUACGAAGAACGGCGAAGAGCCAUCAACGCUUCCUCCAUGUCCGAUUCCUACUCCCCUUACAAGACAUACAGGACGCCCGGCUCGUACUCUCCGGCUCCUGUCGCCGCUAUGGGCAUGGCUAAUGGCAUGUACGUUAUGUGCACGCAAAGGACUUUAGCGGAGCAGCCGCCUCUCGUCACCGGAACGUUCUUCCCCCCCGUCGCAACCUCCCAAGACCAGCAGGCGCUAGGCACGUCCACUCCCAGGGUAUCGUCCGCUCCAAGCGGACAAAUGAGCGCCGAAUACAGCAUCCAGUACCACCCGUACGAGUACGAGCAGAUGUACAAAACGGAGGACACGUACGUCGCGCAAUCGCACUAUCCUGAACAGCCUAAGACCGAGUACGACACCGGAGGCGGUUACUUCUCAGAAGAGCCGCCCGCCAAUCAGGAGUCGGAGCAAUACAUGAGCCAGCGGCCCGAGAUCAGGACCGGCUCGCCAGAGUCUGAUGUGGAUGCGAGGGAGUUCGAUAAGUACUUGGACUAUGCUCCUGAGCAGAUGGAGCAGCACCAAUAUAGAUACGAGCAGCAGCAGCAGCAGCAAGGGUACAGGCCGCCGUACUGUCCGGAUCAGGCGCCGGGGCCUGAGUACUGUUCCGAGAGGAUGUACCCGUCUCCGUACGCGUCGGUGAUCUCCGGGCCGCCGCCCGCGGGCCCGUACCCCGCGCCCGCCGCCGCGCUGGCCGAGGCGCGCACGGACGACGAGUUCAGCGUCAUCCUUGCCGGCGUCAGGCAGACGUGCUACAGCAACUGAUCCUCUCCAGCCUUCCUAUUAGUAGCCCAAAGAGUAUAUUUCCACAGUUUUGUGAUCGAAUCAAUGUUUAAAUUCCUAGUAAGAAUUAAAUUCUGAAUUAUGACUCUUGCGUUAGUUUGUAAUUGUAAAUGCCUGAAACGUUAUAAAGUUUUCGUUUGACUUUAAGUAGGAUGUAGAUUUUGUAUUAUAUUGCCGGUUGUAGGCGACCAUCGUGAAGUAUACUGGAUAUUUAUAAUAAAACUAGGAUUUCUUUUAAUGUUGGACGCAGCAUGUUGACCAGUGAUUUAGAAUUUAUUUGUGCAAAUAUUUGAAAUAGAAUGUCAUUCUGACUAUCUAUAGUUCUGUUUCGUUAGAACCGAAAACAAAUUCUUGCAUACCUUGCAACGCUCACGCAAAAUUCUUUGCAGAGAAUCGGCCACUUAGUUUUUUUUUCGGAAUAAAUG